Messenger RNA from Halichondria panicea, 14533 nucleotides. RefSeq lists its product as uncharacterized. Bases 117 to 13934 code for a protein of 4605 amino acids. Gene Ontology annotation, molecular function: protein binding. The transcript has 25 exons. The record is from RefSeq and is a predicted model, not a curated record. NCBI's taxonomy places the organism in Eukaryota, Metazoa, Porifera, Demospongiae, Suberitida, Halichondriidae.
CUACUGUCCUAAUCUGAGGUCGGUGAAAUGGAUUAAAUUUGCAUACAAAGGCUCUGUUUAUAACUAUUGUCAGAACACAGAACAUGUAUUAACAAUGGACAAUCUAUAGAGCGUUCAUGCAAACUUUUUCCCUUCACUGUAGUCUUCCUCCUCUGGUCUGCCCCAAUGGCACAUACAGUAUUUCUGGUAGCACCAGCUGUUCCCAGUGUCCUCCAGGAUACCACUGUCCCAGUGCUGCUGGUCCUCCUCUUCUCUGUAACCUUGGUUUCCAAAGCACAGCAGGAUCAACUGAAUGCUCACUAUGUCCUGCUGGGUUUGCUUGCCCGGUACCUUCUGAUCUUUCUCUCAACUUUGUGUGUCUCCCCGGGUCGUUCUCUGGUGAAGGAGAGAGUGUGUGCAAGGCAUGCCCGGCCGGUUGGGCAUGUCCAAACACCAGCACCAGUAUAGUAUGUGAGCCUGGGAGCUUUUCAUUGGAUGGCUAUAAUGAAUGUGAGCCUUGCCUCGCUGGGUGGGCGUGUCCGUACACUACUGGUCAUGGCAACUCUCCUUGCAUCCUGGGCACCUUCUCUUCUGGUAAUGCGACCUCUUGUACCCUGUGUCCCCCUGGCCAUGCCUGUCCCUUCACAACGCUUGACCUCCCUCAGCCAUGCUCUCAGGGCACCUACGCUGAGGAAGCCCAAACGAGCUGUACCCCAUGUCCCCCCGGCUAUUCUUGUGAUGUCACUACUGCCCCACCCACUGACUUAUGCACACUGGGGUCAUAUAGUCCCAUUGGAGUUGGUGAAUGCAUACCUUGUCCCCCUGGGUGGGCCUGUCCCUCAACGAUGACAUCAGAUGUUAUCACCACAUGCUUUCCCGGGACAUACUCUCUUGAUAUGUUCACACGGUGUGAGAUGUGUCCAGCUGGUUCUCACUGUCCGAACACCACCUCCCUCCCUCUUCCCUGUCCCACCGGUUACUACAGCCUCAAUAAUGCAAUCGCUUGCACUCCCUGUCCCCCUGGGUUCAGCUGCCUUGCUUCCGAUUCCCUUCCUACAGUUUGUGACGUUGGCACGUACAGUCCUGGAGUGACAGAUUCUUGUUUACCUUGUGACCCUGGUUACCUAUGUGAGCAAGGAGCUACAGCUGCUAAUCUCUCAAUGUCCCUGUGUCCGCCAGGCUCGUAUUGUCCGGAUGGUGCCAGUCAGCUACCUUGUCCUGCCGGUACCUAUGGCAAUGGAACUGGUUAUAUUCAAGUAUCAGAAUGUUCCUUGUGUAUUCCUGGUUUCUACUGCCCUGAAGCAACACCUGGAUAUCCCACGGCUACUUUGACAUGCUCUAGUGGUCACUACUGUCCAACUGGCACAGCUACUCGGUUUGAAUUCCCUUGCCCUGAUGGCACGUACAGUACUGUUUUUGGAUUGGAGCGAGCUAAUCAAUGUUUGAACUGUCCAGCUGGUCGAUAUUGUAGUGGGGGCGAUGCUAUAGGAGGUCAGUUGUGUACGAGGGGCAACUAUUGCCCACACAACUCAACUGGACCAAUUCCAUGUCCUGGAGGGACGUACACUGAAGCUACCGGCUCUCAUGAACUAUCUUUGUGUAAGCAAUGUCCGGCGGGUUUCUAUUGCACAUCUGGUACCGACUCCCCAACCCCCUGCUCCUCUGGUACGUACAACUCCUUAAUAGGACAAGAUGCCCCUGAUGAUUGUCAACCGUGUCCUGCUGGUCAAGCCUGUACCACUAUCGCACUCACAGCACCUAACGAACUAUGCUCUCCAGGGCACUUCUGUCCGGAAAGAUCCGAUAAAGCAGCUGAUCUAGCAAAUGAAUGUUCAGCUGGAACAUUCACAGACUAUCAUAACUUGACGGUCGCUGACGAGUGCAGUGUUUGCCCAGCUGGGUGGGCAUGUCUGUCUGGAACAGGGGGUAUAUCCUCACCUCGUUUGGCUUGUGCGAUGGGCCACUUCUGUCCCAAUGGCACACAGUUCCCUACUCAGUACCCCUGUACAGCUGGGUCAUACGGCAACAGUACAAGACUACAACGGCAAGUGGAAUGUGAACUGUGUCCUCCUGGACUCUACUGUUUGGGUGGUGGGAGCACCACCUCUGGACCAUGUGACCAAGGCCACUACUGUCCUCAAGGUACUAAGUCCCCCACUGAAUUCUCUUGUCCUGCUGGUACAUACUUUGACCAGACUGGAAAUGUGAGGAUUCAAAACUGUAUUCAAUGUACGGCUGGUCACUAUUGUCCCCUUGCCUCAGUCUUGCCCACCCCCUGCACUGCAGGCACUUUCUCAGACUCUCUGGGAGCUACUGAUGUAUCAACAUGUCAAGUCUGCCCCGGUGGCUACAGUUGUCCAAGCAAUGCUGUGGUAUCUCCAUCAGCAUGUGGAAUUGGAUUCUUUUCAGACAAUGGAGCUUCUUCUUGCAUUGUUUGUUCCCCUGGUUACUACUGUGACAAUGUCACUACUAGUCUAGUGGAUCUCCACAGUAACAAGAUAUGUCCUGCCGGGCUCAGUUGUACUGAUAGUGGGCACAUAUCUCCACCCAACCUCCUCCUCAAUGCUUGUCUCUCAGGACACUACUGCCUGCCUGGUGAUGUGGAUCCUUUUCCGAUUCCCUGUCCCAACGGUACGUACACUCCCCUCACUGGACGCAAGACAGUGGACCAGUGUACCCCAUGUCCCCCUGGCAAAUUCUGCUCACCUGAGGGCAGGCCCCAACCAGCAGGAGAUUGUGCUUUAGGACACUUCUGCCCUAUUGCUACUCGCUUUGAAGACGAGUUUCCUUGUCCAACUUCGACCUUCCUCUCCAAUGCUUCAGCUGAGAGCUUAGACGCUUGCACAACCUGUAUAUCCGGCUUCUACUGCCCCCACCCUGGUUUAGGGGAGCCCAUCACUUGCCCUCGAGGAUACUACUGCGUUACAGGUAGCCACACACCCCAACCAUGCCCCCCUGGCACAUAUGGGAACUCUACUAGCCUGAGACGCAGUCAAGAGUGUCUCCCUUGUCCUGGAGGUCAAUACUGCGAUGGAUUUGGACGUCCUGAGCCAACAGGUCCCUGUGAUGCUGGUUUUUUCUGCCGUUCUAGAGCGUCUGUGUCAGCUCCCACUGAUGGUAUCACUGGAGAUAUUUGCCCACGGGGAGGAUUCUGCCCUGAGGGUUCUGCCAUACAAGCCAACUGUCCUGUGGGAACAUAUGGCAACUCCACAGGGAAUCGUGCACCUGAGGAUUGCAUUGUCUGUGACCCUGGUUUCUUCUGCUCUGGAGACAACAACCCGUCGCCCACUGGUCUGUGUGCAGAGGGCUGCUACUGUCCUGGGGGUGCUAAUUCUUCCUGUCAGAUCCCUACCCCACCUGGAGCUUUCACCACACUCGGUGCAGCUGCCCCAAUACCCUGUCUGGAGGGAACAUACCAACAGGCGAGUCGUCAGUCCUCGUGCACCCCCUGUCUCCCCGGACUCUACUGCCCAGAUAGGGGGCUUAUACUAGGCAAAACUUGCCCUCAGGGCUCCUACUGCCCCUCAGGCUCUGCUGUGCCCACCUCAUGCCUGCGGGGCACCUUCAGCAAUACUGAGGGACUCUUCAAUGCCAGUUCAUGUGAUCUUUGCAUCCCUGGAAGCUACUGUAUUGCAGAGAACUUGACAACACCUAGUGGAUUUUGCGACCCUGGACACUAUUGCUUGGCAGGAGCUGAGCUACCCAAUCCUGGGUUUCUUGGAGAGACGUAUGGUGACCUUUGUCCUCCAGGAUACUAUUGUCUUGUUGGGACCACAUCUCCUACACAGUACCCCUGUCCUCCUGGUACUUUUAACCCAUCCAGCGGAGCAUCAGGCCCCUCCCACUGUUUGCCAUGCACCGGUGGACAUGUUUGCUCGGAAUUUGCUCUCUCCUCCCCUAAUGAAGGAUGCUCUCCAGGUCACUUCUGCGCACUCAACGCUACACACUCAAAUCCAAUUGGUGAAGAAUGGGGUGACCUUUGCCAUCUUGGUCACAUUUGCACUGGUAACAAUUCUCAACCAAUCGUUUGUCCCGAUGGCUCGUUUUCAAACGUCACUGGUGCGAUUGUAUGCACUCCCUGUCCCGCUGGAUUGUAUUGUGUCAGUGGAUUGAUUAUGUUGGACUGCCCGCCAGGCUAUGUAUGCCCUGAAGGCACUGGUUUGAAUUGGACAGUGUGUCCUACCGGUACUUAUAACCCCAGCUCAAAUGGAGGUUCUCUAGAAGAUUGUUUGCCCUGUCCUGGGGGAAGAUUUUGUGCUGGAACUGCUAUUAGUGACUUCAACGGUUUUGAUGCUGGCAAUUGUUUAGCAGGGUAUUAUUGUUUGGAAGGUAUCAAUACUCCUACCCCCACACCCCCACUGCCCACUGGAGUGGGUGGAAUUUGUCCUCGGGGAUUUUAUUGCCCUCUUGCCACGUAUACACCACUCCCAUGUCCACUAGGAACAUUUUCAAGCAAUCCACAACUAAUGAAUGUAUCACAGUGCCUUGACUGCAUCCCUGGUAGCUAUUGUGCCGAGACGAACUUGACUGCCCCUACAGGAGAUUGUGACGGCGGGUUUGUAUGCACAGGUGGAGCAGCUGUGCUUAAUCCAGAUGGUAGUGAUUUGACCGGCUUUCCCUGUCCACCUGGAAGUUACUGCCCACCUGGGUCUUCCAGUGCUCUUCCCUGUAAUGCAGGAGAAUACAAUCCCAUAGAAGGUCAAGCGCUUUGUUUCCCAUGUCCAAGUGGUUUCUAUUGUCUCGAAGGAUCGUUGGACUUUAAUUUAACUGUCUGUCCGAUGGGGUACUACUGUCCUGAGGGGACUACACACCCGUUAGAGUUUCCCUGCCCUCCCGGUACAUACAGAAGUUUGUUUAGAGCUCAAUCUCUCGAAGACUGUAUGCCUUGUGAUCCUGGAAUGUAUUGUGAGGGAGGUCAAACCUCACCCGACGGACUCUGCCACCCCGGUUGGUUCUGUGUUAGAGGCUCCUCUUCACCCCAACCUUUUGACUCUGGAACAAUUUCCAACUCCUCACAGCAAUGCUACUGUUUUAAUGUAUCUGUGGGUGGUCAAUGUGAACCUGGGUUCUACUGCCCAGGGGGUUCGAAUCACCCAACCCCUUGUCCUCCUGGUAUGUACUGCGAUGGUGUUGGACUCACUGCCCCCACUGGAAUUUGCUUAUCCGGCUUCUACUGUCAAUCAGCUUCAUCAGUCCCCAACCCCAGUGAUGGAGUAACUGGUUUUCCAUGUCCGCUUGGCCAUUAUUGUGGUGUGGGUGUUAUCAAUCCAACUCCUUGCCCUGUAGGUACCUAUCUCAAUGCUACUGGUUCUCAAAACUCUACAGAUUGUAUACUAUGCACGGCAGGUUACUACUGUGGUAGCGAUGGCCUUCCAGUUCCAUCUGGGCCUUGUAAACCCGGCUAUUUCUGCCCAGAAGGCUCAAUAAUCCCAAACAAUGUCAGUUACAUAUGCACCCCUGGGCACCAAUGCCCUGAAGCUAGUGAGAAUGAGGUACUAUGUGAGGGUGGUACUUAUCAACCUAACUAUGGAGAAGCUAACUGUACUGUGUGUCCAGAACGAUUUUAUUGUCCCUUCAAUGCUAGUAAUCCGUUAUCCGAGUUCUUCGUUUGUCCAGUCGGCUUCUACUGUCCACAAGGAACACAAAGUUCCACUGAGUUUCCUUGUCCUCCUGGUACGUACAACUCAUUACCAAACAGAGGAAAUCUAACAGAGUGUAACUCUUGUCUUGGUGGUAGAUACUGCGCUACUAACGCACUCUCGAGUGCGUCUGGGUCUGGGCCGUGCAUGGGUGGUUACUUUUGUCGGCUCGGAGCUACUAAACCCAAUCCUACUGAUGGAGUGACAGGAAAUAUCUGUCCCUCAGGUCAUUAUUGCCCUCAAGGGUCUAACGAGCCGUUAGAGUGCCCUAUUGGAACAUUUUCUCCUGUGAACGGUUCUGUUGGUCUCGCCGAUUGUAUUCCAUGCUCCCCUGGAGAGUAUUGUGAACUACCAGCUUCGUCGCAGUCAUCUGGAUUAUGUGAUCCAGGGUAUUUUUGCCUGAGUCGAGCAACUACACCCACACCUACAAAUGGUGUGACCGGAGACUUUUGCCAGGCUGGUUUUUUCUGCCCGGGUGGAUCUAAUCUGCCUGUACCCUGCCCACCUGGAUGGUUCAGCAGUGAGCCUUUCGCUAGUAACUGUUCUCAGUGUCCGUCAGGUUUUUACUGCACUAAUGCAUCCUCAGACCCCAUACAAUGUCCGCUGGGUUACUAUUGUCCUGAAGAAACUGGAUUUGAUUGGUUGCCUUGCCCGGCAGGCACAUUUAGCAAUAACGAAGGACUCUCUACUGUUGAUGAGUGUAUUCCGUGCACAGGAGGUUCUUACUGUUCCAGUAUUGCAGGUACUGCACCUAUUGGACCUUGUGAGGCUAGCUAUUUUUGUACCACUGGAUCUGAUUCUUCCACGCCUGAUGGACUCAGUAAUGUAGGUAUGGCUGGUCCUUGCCCUGAGGGGAACUAUUGUCCGUUAGCAACGGAUACACCCACUCCUUGUCCCCCUGGAACUUUCUCUAAUGUUACACUACUAUUCGCUGAGUCUCAAUGUCUCUCCUGUACCCCUGGUAGUUUUUGUGAUGGAACUGGUCUGAGCAUGCCAACUGGAUUCUGCACACCUGGUUAUUACUGCACUCUCGGCUCUCCCAUUGCUACCCCCCUAACCAAUGACAGUUUUGGAGGGAUCUGUCCCAUUGCUCACUAUUGCCCCCUGGGAAGUGUGUUUCCACUUCAAUGUGAACCUGGGACAUAUAAUCCUAUCAUAGGAAGAGAACAGUGUCUACCUUGCCCUGCUGGUUUCUUUUGUACAGGAAACUCCACUGACAUUGACUUUGUCUGCCCAGUGGGCCAUUAUUGCCCUAGUGGCACAUCGUUUCCAGAACCUUGUCCACCUGGUACUCUCAAUGACUUCCCAGGUAGAAGCAACCUCUCCGACUGCAAGCCAUGCCCCCCUGGGGAGUUCUGUGGACAAUCAGGACUUUUCACCCCUUCUGGAUCAUGCUCUGGUGGCUGGUAUUGCUCUCUCGGAUCACCCACCCCUCAACCAAGCGACCCACUUAUUGGUGGACGCUGUCAACCAGGAUUCUAUUGUCCAAAUGGCUCUUUUUCUCAACUACCCUGCACCUCUGGCUACUACUGCGACAUCACUGGACUUAGUGAAGUGUCUGGUCCAUGCAAUGCUGGCUAUUUCUGCAGUGUGGGAGCAGACAUACCCACUCCUACUGAUGGAUUUACAGGUGACUUUUGCCCAUGCGGACACUACUGCCAGCUGGCUACAAAUCGGCCUCAACCAUGCCCUCAAGGACUAUACUCCAACGUCUCUGGCAACUCAGCUCCCAGCGACUGCACACCUUGCGAAGCUGGGAAGUAUUGUGAAAGUGAAGGAUUGUGUGCACCAACAGGGCCGUGUGCAGCUGGUUAUUACUGCCCGUCUGGUCAAAGUUCAUCUCAACCAAAUGACUAUGUCUGUAUCACUGGACACAGCUGCCCUGAGGGUAGUGUAAUACCAGUGCCUUGCACCUCAGGACGCUAUCAGAACUUGCCAGGACAAUCCACAUGUCUCCCCUGUUCCUCAGGCCAUUACUGUCUAGAAGGCAGUGUAAAUCCCACCCCCUGUCCUGCCGGAACACUUAGGAACGAGACAAAUGGUAUAAGUUCAGGUGAUUGUGAGCUUUGCACUGGAGGGUACUAUUGUCCUACUAGAAACUGCCAGCCGGAACUCAACAUCAGCAUUGCUAACACUACCUUGUUUGAAUUCAGCCCUGCAAACACCAGCAGUAUGUGUGUUACCAAUACCACUUGGCCCAGUAGCUGCUUAUGCAACUCUGAACUAACUCUUGACUCAAACAUCCAUGGAAUAUCUUGCUCCUCUGGCUCGUAUUGUCCCCCCGGCUCACCUACCCCCCUUGUGUGCCCUGGGGGACACACUUGUGGCGAUAGGAGCUCUCAGCCAAGUGGUUGCUCAGCUGGAUACCACUGUACUCCUGGGUCGGUGAUGGAGACACGAUGUGAGCACCCAUAUUAUUGUCCGCCAUUAUCAGAAGCGCCUCUAUCUUGUCCAAGUGGACACCUCGCUAGAAAUGUCAGUACUAGAAUUGACACACUUAGAACUAGUAUUGAGGAAUCCUGCUUUGCUUGUCAGCCUGGUUUCUAUAGCGAUGAUGGAAUGGAUUGCUACGAAUGUCCUCCCAGCUACUACUGCCCUGGACUAACCAGUAACCCUUUGGAUUUUCCUUGUCCUGUUGGAAGCUAUUGUCCUAGGGGAUCAGCGAUGCCCACCCCCUGCCCCCCAGGGAGUUUCAACCGCCUAACUUUGUCUGAAAAUGAGACAAAGUGCUUAGUUUGUCCGAUUAACACCUUCAGUUCUCUGCCUGGCCAAGUGGCAUGCCAGCAGUGUGGUAGCAGUGCAGUAUCAGUGAGUGCCGGGACCACCUGCUCAUGUGUGGGUGCUCACAGAGUGUUCUCCUCCCUUACCAGAGGGUGUGUGUGUGAGAGCGGCUAUACCUUCUUCAACCAGGCUAGUCAGGAUGACCCUCAGGCUGAUAGCACCCUUGACUGUCAGCUCAUAGUGGAUCAACGCUGCUCAAUCACUCAGGCUAGACUAGCUUCCAACAGAGGAUGUGUAGACUCCACCUACUCUUGUCAGGAUGAAUGUUUCUUCCAGGGAGGGAACGGGGCAUUCAGCAUCACACUGGGAUUGUGUCAGUGCUCAGCUCUAAUCGACCCUUUAGCCUUGUGUACAGGAGAGUGUCUCAAUUGUCGGCCUGAAAUAGGAGUGAAAAGAUCGCUGAAUAGCACACUGGUAUACACUGCGCGUGACUGCAAUGGAACAGUUUUAUCUGAGCAGGAGAUUGUAGGUGUGUUAGGAGUGAUCUCAUUGGAUGCUGAGAAUCGUCGGAGCCAGCUGGUCACACACACGGGAGAGGGGCAAGUAUUAGGUGCUUUCCCCACUACCAAUGCUCAGGCACUUAGUCUACUCUUAUCUUUGGUUGCAAGAAGACGACGGAGAAAUGCCAUGCCCACCCCAGAGAUCACGAACCCUGUAUUGUGUCUCGAGAUUGGAGAAGCAAUUCUUUUUCAAAUCACUCAGUCUGCUAACGGCUCCUACCAUUACCCUACCUAUGUCAAGGACCACCUUUUAAACACAAACACAAACUUUGAUUUUGGUGCAUUCUCUCAACUUGAUACUCUCCUUCGAUCGUCAGUUGACCUAUCAACUUUUGUACACGUUUUCCACAUCCCCGGAACCUAUGUCUUUGCCGACAGCCAAACACCUGGCAGUAUGACUGUUAUCAUGGUGAUAGAAUCUGGAACAACAUGUGAGCGUGACGGUCAAGAUUUCCGUGUCCUACCACUAUCGACAGCCACCCUCAAUCAAUUUGGUGUGACCACCUUGCCUGUUAUAAACCAAGAGCCUGACUUUCCUACCAUAUUUGGCAUUUUAGCAACAACUCUGUUGCUUGUCACUCUGGUAGUACUGCUGGUGUUCAUUUGGAAGCCUCAAACUGCUGGAAUAAAGACACCUGCUGCAUUGCAGCCUAUCUACCGUCGAGUGGACGAGCCUAAAGUUGUGUAUAUAAGAGGUGACUGUGGCUUAGAUUCGCUGGAAAAAAGAGGGGUGGGUGUAGGUGCUGUAACUGCAGGGAUUGGCUCUCUGGAUAACGUUCUCUUGGAAAACUUUAACAUUCGCACAUUGUAUGACAAACUAGAAGACCAAAAUCUACACGUAUCGGCUCAACUAUCCCGCCAACAAACUGACCUCAGAGCAUUCUAUGACAAAGUGGUACAGCAAGUAGAAGGACUUAAGGGGCUGGUAUCAGAGACUAGUGUACUCUCUACUGUAGAAGCUAGUCACAAUUUAACACACUUGCAGAAUUAUGAACAGCGGAUGGAACCAGUAGGCGCUGAGCAGCCUUCGGAGAUUCUUAAAUCAUCAUUUGUUGCCUCCCUGGGUUCCGAGCAGGAGAGUAUGUUGGUAGGGAUGUUGAGGGAGCUUCUGACGAAAGCAGGAUACAAAGGUCACCAAAGAAGUGUCCGUAAGCACACAGAAAAAGGAGAGAUCACAUCGACUGUAACAGCAAUGCAAGAAAUGGAGUCACGUCAUCUUGCUGAGAUCAAGGUUUCCUCUGUUCUGCUGUCCGAUGGAUUAUCUAAGGCGGCUAGUGACGAAGAGGUUAACAGGCUGCUCGAGGAGCAUGAGGAGAGCAUGGCAGUACUUCAUGCUCGUCAAAAGAGGGAGCAGAUGCAACAAAAAGAGGAACUGAAAAAGAAAUUGGCAGCUAGGCGUAAUAAGAAAUAUGCCGGUCUUCAGAGUGAUGAGGACCUAGUGGACACCUACCAGCAUCAAGUUUCUCUAGCCCUAGCUGAAGAUCUCUUGGAAGAGAGCUCCCUCGAGGCCCAGUCCUAUGAAUCUGCCAGAGAGGAGGUGGCUAUCGAGAUGGAGAGCCUGCUACACUCUACACUAGCAUCACUUGAGGGGGGUGAUCUGGCCACACCUACCAGGGAAGGUCUAUUGUCCGAGUAUAGUGGGGUGAGGGAAGCCAGUGUUAUUAAGGAACGGCAAAUAAGCCAGGUUAAAAGUCGAAUGGAACAAAAGAUGAGAGAGCGAAGGAAGAAGCUACAUUCCAAGCAGGAGGAUAACAGAUCAAAGGUUGAGAAAUCGCUGACUCGUGCAGUGGAAAGUGGUUCAAUGACAGAGGCAGCGAGAAUUGAAAAAGUUAAUGUGCUAGAUGUCCAAAACCAGAACGAGCAUAAAACCUUUAAAAGGCAGCUGUCAGCAGAGGUUGCUACCACUAUGGCAACACUCACUCAGCAGACGGCUAUAGAAUGCACUGACAAGGAGGUUCAGUGUGCACAGGACUUAAUAAAAAAAGAAUGUGUGGCCAGCGGAAAAAGCGACGAGGAAAUGGAUAUUGUUUGCCAGGGAUUCAAAGUUCAAGCCGAGGGUAUUAAGAGCAGAGCUGAGUCCAGGAGAAUAUCACAAACUUCCAAACUUAAGUCAAGACAAGAGAAGCGUAAGGCCCUGAAACUAGCAGAGGCAGUAGAGGCAGUGAUGGCAGGCAAUAUGGACACAAUCCUGGUGCCCACCAUAGAGCUGAAACCAUCUAUGGAAGAGCAGGUUCUGGUAGAACACCAAACACGCACCAGAGAGGAGCUGAGAGUCUCACAGGAAGGUCAGCUGCAGGAAUUAGCACAUGGUCUGGAAAAAGAAGCAGUGGCUGAGGAAAUGAGACUUGCUGCCAAUCUAGAACAGGUCAAGCAGAAGGCGUUGAGUGAGAGGAAACAAAGAUUGCACGCCAAGAUGGAGGGACAGACAAACUCGGAAGAAAACAAACAACAGCUACUGGCGGCACACAAAGCUGAGCUAGAGGGUCUAGAAAAGAGUCUGGAUAGGGAAAGAGAACGACAGCUAGCAGCCCUCAAGGGAAAAUUGGGGGCAAAGCGGGGGCAAAGAAUAGAGGAACAAAAAAGGAAACAAGAACUGAACGUACAGAAGGAGUUGUUGGAACAAAAGAGAGAGUUAGAGCAAGUACAUAACAAACAGGUUAAGGAAGCAGAGAGCAAGGCCAUAGUAGAGGGAAUUAGGAACAACAGCGAAGACAAUGCCGACAUUGUUAUCAGAAAGGUGCUAGAACAACGACAAAGACGUGAGUUGGAGCAGUUGGAGGCGGAUCUUACAUUGGAAACACAACAGCUCAUCUCAACAGCCCUUCUCGAGUGUCAGGACACCCACAACCGUCUCAAAGAGGAGCUGGCAACCAGACAGAAGCAACAGUUGUCACAGUGUGAAGACGAGACUAGUAAGGCCAAGUUGAUUGAGUCUCAUCAGAGAGAGUUCAAUGAUUUGGAGGCCAGGAUGGAGAGAGAGUGUGCAUCGGUGGAAAACUCACUAGGAGUGGAAGUUGAAGCAAAGCAUGCCCGAGCAAGACUGGAACUGAGGGAAAAACAUUACAAGGAGUACCUAUCAGCCCUCACUGAGUUGGCUCCAGACUCUCAGAAAAUUCGGAUGUCAGUAGAGGCUGCGUCUGCAGCUGCCAAGGAGCUGGAGGAGGUCAAAUGUCAGCUGGAGGCAGACAGAGCUAAGAGAGAAAGUCAACUGCAGGCAGAGAGGGAAAGUUUAGAGCAUACCCAAAGUGCACUUCUGAAAGAUGCGAUGAAGGAAUUUGAGCAAGAGCUAGAGGCAGAGGAACAAAGCGAGCAGGACAAACUGCAGGAGUCAAUGGCUGCUCUACAAGAAGAGAAAAACAGAAUAUUGGCUGAGAGGAAGGAAAAAAUACAAGAACGUGUCACGCAGUUCAGCAGCGAUGGGGGAGAAAAAUUGUUGCAAUCUCACAACAAAGACACACAAAAAUUAGUGAACAAGAUUGAUGCACAGAGAUUAAGAAUGCGAGCAGACCUCCAGGAGCGAAUCAAUAAACGUCGUGAGGGUAAAUUAAAAAUGAAGGAGCUAGCUAUUCAAAAAGAAAUGCUUGUCGAAAGGCAACAUAUGGAGGAGAAAGAAAAGCUCGAACGGAGAAAGUUGGCCAAAAAGGAGACAGUGAGAUUUGAAUCCUUGCAGCACGUGCUAGAAGCGACCUUGUCAGUGCCCGAGAUAUCUACGGAAGAUCAGACGAUAGCUGAUGAACAUUUAAAGGUCCCGGAACAUACAGAGCUCCCUCUCUCGCAGCAAGAGAUUACGAAAUUCAUCCUGGCAACUCCUCUUUAUCACAGACUGGAGCAGAUUAAGAUGGUACUGACGCAAGGUCAUCUCACGCACACGACUGGUGAUGGGUACAUUGACCCAUUGGAUGUUCAAUGGACAGAGGACACAGUGCUACACACCCUCAACCUCACUGAUUUAUCCCCAAGGCAUUUUGUAGUGUACAAGUUUGGAUGCUGCGUAAUGAAAUCACUGGAGACAGUGUGUGGAUAUGAGCCAGCUACGCUACUAUUAGCAGACAAGAUCCCACCGAAUAAGUCUUACCACAACAACAGUUUCCGGAAUUCGUUCGCAUUCGAUGCUCAAAACAAAAUUAUUUAUAUCCGACUGGAGCGACUUGAAAAUGUUGGAGAGUUUUUACUUGUUCUAGUGCACACCCUUGCACACAUCAAGGCUGGUUCGUUUGAGAGCGAUUCACAACACUGCUUUUUAAGAGAGUUCUUCCGUGCUUUAUCUCUCAUCUGUAAUGAUCUGUUUUUAUCCAAGUAUAGAGAAGAUUCGUCAGUCACCUCAAAACUCACCAUGGACACUAACAAGAGCCCACAAAACAUUCUCAAAUCUGUGUUUGAAUCCACUCAAUUUGUGCUUGACAAGGGCAACGUUGUGGAUGGGUUACUGGACACACGAGUAUUGGCAAACAAUGAUAUCCAUGGCAACGAAUUUACGCAAGAGAGAGUCAUGAAGAGAUUGCAGCAGUAUGCCGAGUUUCAAACAGGCUCUAAAUUGAGGGGGUAUUUAGAUGAACUUGAAGCUGAGAAAAACAAUGAAUUAUCACCCCCCAGCUCAGGGGGAACAACGAGGGCAACCCAAUCACUUAGCACACGCGACAAGUGGCGUAACGCACUCAGAAGAGUAUCAAGGAAGAAAAACCAACAAGAUAAGCAUCAAUACCGACAACUCUUGACCGUUCAAGUAUUACGUAUUGAGCAACGCUUAGGAGAAAUCGAGAGUGAGUAUCGUAAAGCCAUUAAUGAGAGAACUAGUAUUGGAACGCAAAUUGAAGAACUUGAGGCCCAGCUAAUGGAGACUCAGGUGACACUGCAGAGGUCAGAGGAUGGUUCAAUUCCACGAAGAGAGGAAGUGAAGAAUAUCUAUAGUAGACUGAGUGCAGCUAGGACUGGACAAGCGACCUUUGACUUGCGGAUCAAUGGAUAUUUGAAGCAAAUAGAAGGGUUUAAAGUGCAGCUAAAGCAAAAGAAUGACUUGCUGAGAGACUAUGAUUGAACUUUUAAUUAAUAAAACUCAAUCUAUUACAUCAUUGAGCAUUAACAUCAUUUACAUAAUUAUUAUUUUCUGGCAAUUCUAUAACUAUGAUCAAAGUAUAUAUAUAUAGCGAAUUUAAGUGCCAACUCAGACUGAAUGCGCAUGCAAUUUUGUACCUAAAAAAGUAUUGACAUGCUGUAAUUAUUUUUCUGGCACUUAUAUAAAAAGGUGUGUUUGUAAUACCAAUCUCGAAUCCAGGCAUUUGAUGCAGUAAAACUGUCUAUAGACGCAGCUGCUGUAAAAUACAGAGACCAAAAUUCAUAUACCAAUAUAUCUUUUCGACCUAUUCUGUGGCAAAAAACGGCUAUAAUUUUAAAGUGAGAUUGCACUCGCCAUUAUAAUAUUAAUAAUUUAUUUUACACACUAUACAGCUGUAGUGCCGUGGAAAGUGCCAUCAAAUUUUAGCGCCAGCUCGGAUUGAACGGGUUCUAAACGUGUACCACUCCAAAGUCUCAAUUUUUUUUAUCCUGGCGCUGUAAUUACAUAACUAUACGUAUAUACGGUAUUAUUGAGUUAGCAGCUCGUGCCUACGUAUAUGCAUAAAAAUUAUUAUAAACUUG